ACGAUUGGCCCGGGGGAGGCGGCGGGGUAGGCUGCGCGGGAGGCCGACAGGGGGCAGCGGGCGAUGGCGGCGGAGGUGGCGACGGGUCGGCUAGGCUGGUUGCUCACCGCGCUUUUUCUGGGCCACACCGCUGGGGAGGCGACACCGGGGCCGCGAGUGUUGGGCGUCUGUCUGGAGGAGGACGGAGCCAAGGACUCUGGGUGGGCGAGAGGGGGUGAGGCGCGGGACGCGCAGGCGGAGGCCACCUUCCGCCUGCGCCUCUUCGGCUCUGGCUUCGCUAACAGCUCCUGGUCCUGGGUGGCUCCCGAGGGGGCGGGCUGCCCGGAGGGCGGGCCGGCCGUGGCGGCCGAGGAGGCGGUGGCCCCCUCCGGCGAGUGGCGCGCGCUGCUGCGCCCGCACUCUGCGCUGCAGGCUACUGGCGGGGAACCCGGAGGUGCGGUGGCGGCGGCGGCCGCAGCCCGUUCAGGGGAGUGGCACGCGCUGUUGCGCUUGCGCGCCGAGGCCGUGCGCCCGCACUCCGCGCUGCUAGCGGUGCGCGUGGAGCCCGGCGGCGCGGCGGCCGAGGAGGCGGCGCCGCCCUGGGCGCUGGGCCUGGGGGCCGCGGGGCUGCUGGCGCUGGCGGCGCUCGCGCGGGGUCUGCAGCUGAGCGCCUUGGCGCUGGCGCCGGCUGAGGUGCAGGUGCUGCGCGAGAACGGCUCGGAGUCGGAGCGCGCUGCCGCACGGCGCCUGGAGCCCGCGCGGCGCUGGGCUGGCUGCGCCCUGGGCGCGCUGCUGCUGCUGGCCAGCCUGGCGCAGGCGGCGCUGGCCGUGCUGCUCUACCGCGCCGUGGGGCAGCGCACGGUACCCGCCGUGCUGGGCAGCGCGGGGCUCGUGUUCCUGGUGGGUGAGGUGGUGCCGGCCGCUGUGAGCGGGCGCUGGGCACUGGCUCUAGCGCCGCGCGCGCUGGCUCUCAGCCGCCUGGCGGUGCUGUUCACGCUGCCCGUGGCGCUGCCGGUGGGGCAGCUGCUGGAGUUGGCGGCGCGGCCCGGGCGGCUGCGGGAGCGCGUGCUGGAGCUGGCGCGCGGCGGCGGCGGCGGCGACCCGUACAGCGACCUGAGCAAGGGCGUGCUCCGCUGCCGCACGGUGGAAGACGUGCUCACGCCCCUCGAGGAGUGCUUCAUGCUGGACGCCAGCGUCGUGCUGGACUUCGGCGUCCUGGCCAGCAUCAUGCAGAGCGGCCACACGCGCAUCCCCGUGUACGAGGAGGAGCGCUCCAACAUCGUGGACAUGCUCUACCUCAAAGACCUGGCGUUUGUGGACCCCGAAGAUUGCACGCCGCUCAGCACCAUCACCCGCUUCUACAACCACCCACUCCACUUCGUUUUCAACGACACCAAGCUGGACGCGGUCCUGGAGGAGUUCAAGCGAGGGAAGUCCCACCUGGCCAUUGUGCAGAAGGUGAACAAUGAGGGUGAAGGGGACCCCUUCUACGAGGUCCUGGGCCUGGUCACCCUGGAGGAUGUCAUCGAGGAGGUCAUCAAGUCUGAGAUCCUGGAUGAGUCUGAAGAUUACCGAGACACUGUGGUGAGGAAGAAGCCUGCUUCUCUCUGUGCUCCUCUCAGACGGAAAGAAGAAUUCUCCUUGUUCAAGGUGUCUGACAAUGAAUGUAAAGUGAAAAUCUCACCUCAGCUGCUCUUGGCCACCCAACGCUUCCUUUCUCGAGAGGUGGAUGUGUUCAGCCCACUGCGAAUCUCUGAGAAGGUCCUGCUGCACCUGCUGAAGCAUCCCAGCGUCAACCAGGAAGUGAGGUUUGACGAGAGCAACCGCCUGGCUGCACACCAUUACCUGUACCAGCGCAGCCAGCCGGUGGAUUAUUUCAUUCUCAUCCUGCAGGGCAGGGUUGAGGUGGAGAUCGGGAAAGAGGGCCUGAAGUUCGAGAAUGGGGCCUUCACCUACUAUGGAGUGUCUGCCCUGACAGCACCGUCCUCAGUUCACCAGUCUCCAGUGACCUCGCUCCAGUCUGUUCGCCAGGACUUGCAGCCUGAGCCAAUUGACGGUACUCGCCUGUCCACAUACUGUCCCGACUAUACCGUGAGGGCCCUCUCUGACCUGCAGUUCAUUAAGGUCACAAGACUACAGUACCUCAACGCACUCCUGGCUACCCGAGCCCAGAACCUUCCCCAGUCCCCUGAGAACCCAGACCUUCAGGUCAUCCCAGGAAGCCAGACCAGACUUCUUGGUGAUAAGACAGCUACAACAGCAGGGUCCAACCACAGCAGACCUGGCCUCCCCAUGGAGGAGAGCCCUGGGCGGAACCCAGGAGUUUAACUGUUGUUUGCCAGGCAGCCCCAGCUCUGGGGAAUGGACAAGCACCUGGGGAACUGGAGAGAGCAGAGGAGCAGCUUCCUGCAAGUCUGUCCCCAUCCCCUCCAGGCCACGUUUUAGAUGGCUUUUGUAGGUGUGGGUCCUGGGUGGUCUUAGUACCAGGCAUCAGUGCCAGAAACCUUCAGCAGGCCCUACUCUCCUUUAGGAAAUGUGGGCCAGCGAGGUUAUAGCCCUCCAGGGUUGCUUCUGGAAGGAAUGAAAGGAACAGUGUCAUCUCCAACCCCUUGGGCACAGCCUUCUCCCUGUGACAGUGCAGUGUAUUUAUACCUCUUCAGGCCAAGCCAUGACGUGAGUGUAAGCAUGAUUACUGCCGUUUAUGUGGCAGUGACCUAUGCUCACUUUGCUUUUUAUUUUGCCAACUUUCUGCUGCUGGCAGCACAUUUGAGCAAGCCAAGAGCACCAGUUUGGACUGGGGUUUCAAAUCCAUGGCCUUAACCACAGUGAACUUUUGACUUCCCUUAUAAUGCCAUGUUUCAAAGCAUCUGCCCCAGUCUGUCUCAGUGUGCCAAACAUAAAAACAUGAAUGCCCACAGAUCCAUUCCACCAGCCACUUCCCUCCUGUGGAGGGAGGUUGCUUUUCUGACCUCUCUGAAGCCCUGAGUAAGAUAGCCUCCAGGGGGCACUGAGGAGCCCUGCUCUUUCUGCUUGUUUGUGGCACUUUAUUGCCACUAACAGUAUUGCCAUUUUCUGUGUUGUAGGAAGAGGUUACUCGUGGGAGCAAGGGGUCUUUUUGGCUAUAGCUAAUCUUUCUUGCUGUACACCAGGGAGAAUAAUUAUUGGUUUCAUUCUGUCCCCUCCUUCUUGGCAUCCUUGGCCUAGGUAGUAAUGUGCAAAGAGAACAUAACGGCAGGAGAGGGAGGGUGGUUAUGGACCAAGUAGGUCCCUGUAACCUUUCAAAACAAAAGAGCAAUGACAUGAAAUUAGAGGGCUUUUUGGUUUUCCCCCCUUUCAAACAUUUCAGACACUCAACCUUUCCCCCUUUUCUAACUAGCUAUGAGGUAUACCUUCCACACUUCAGCUCUAUAAAAAAAAGGGGGGGGGGGGGUAAAUCACAGAAGUCUAGGGUCAUAAAUUGGGCAGGGAAGGAGGAUUUCUGGAACCUCUCUCAAGGGACUUUGGGUCCUUAUCUGGGACCAAUGAGAAUGAAGGCCAAAGAACAGUGCUUGCUUAGAAAUUAUUCUUGAGUUCUGCCCAAAAGAAAUCCCAGGUGGGAAAAACUUUUAACAGUCAUCUCUCUCCAGAAUACCCUUUCUUGGCUGCACAUUGGGAUCACCUGGCAAUUAAAUACUGGUACUUGCGAGUCUCAGCCCAUUCUGAUUUAAUUAGUCAGGACAUCUCAAUUUUAUAUUUUGAAAUAAUUUUAGAUUCACAGCAAAGUUCCAUACACCUUUCACCUAGCUUUUCCUGUUGUUAACAUCUAAUAACCUUGAUAAAUUAUCAAAGUUAAAAAUUAAUAAUGGUACAAAACUCUUAACUAAAUUAGACUUUAUUUGGAUUUUAUCCAGUAGUGUCCUUUUUCUGUUACAGGAUCCAAACCAGGAUGCCAAUUUGAAAUUAGAGCUUACUGCUUUUUUAAAAAAUUUUUGCUAACUUUAUAUUUAAAAAUACAGAUUCAUAGGAAGUUGCAAAGAUACAUCUCAUAUGUAGCCUUCACCCAGUUUUCCUCAGUGGUUAUAUCUUACAUAGUUAUAUCACAACCAGGAAUCUGACACUGUUGCAGUGUAGAUGUAUAGUUCUCUAUCAGGUAAAUUUAUGUAGGCACCCCUCAGUAUAGACAUACAAACUGUUCCUUCACCACAGGAUCUCCUCUAUUUUAGAAUCAGACCACCCCUCUGACCAUCGGCCCUAAUCCCAGGCAACCACUAAUCUCUCAUCUCUUUAAUUCUGUCUUUGCAAGAAUGUAUAAGUGGGAUCAUACAGUAUGUAACCAUUUGGGGAUGAUGUUUCUCACUCAGCACAAUACUUUGGAGGUUCAUCCCGAUUGUUGCAUGUGUCAAUAGUUUGUUCCAUAGCAUUCCAUGGUGUUACUCAUUGUCUCAUUUAAAGACAUCUGGGUGGUUUUCAGUUUUUGGCUAUUCCAAAUAAAGCUGCUAUGAACAUUCACUAUA
This is a messenger RNA of Erinaceus europaeus (western European hedgehog), 4472 nucleotides long. RefSeq names its product cyclin and CBS domain divalent metal cation transport mediator 3 (gene CNNM3). Lineage: Eukaryota; Metazoa; Chordata; Mammalia; Eulipotyphla; Erinaceidae. Gene Ontology annotation, molecular function: transmembrane transporter activity. The record is from RefSeq and is a predicted model, not a curated record. The transcript is spliced from 8 exons. Bases 64 to 2307 code for a protein of 747 amino acids. Gene Ontology annotation, cellular component: plasma membrane. Gene Ontology annotation, biological process: transport; magnesium ion homeostasis.